CAGAACGGUCACGCGCAAGCGCGCACACGAGCACGCUGGGGGCAGAAGACGCGAGCAAGUCGUCAGCUUUUCUUCACUCGACGCGCGGCUUCCCUGUGAGAAAGUUCCGCGUGCCGCUAAACUCACAACUUUACCCGGCACAGGGGGGCUCGGUGAUGGCGCCCGUCAUGCGCCUCGCUUUUUUGCGGUUCGUUUCGGCCCUGGUGCUAUUGGUCCUGCUUCCGGUGUCGGCACAGGAGGCCCCGAGCGGGGUAAACGGCUUCAGUCUGCACCCGCCGUACUUCAACCUGGCCGAGGGCACCAAGAUCACUGCCACCGCCACCUGCGGGGAGGACGAGGCUGGAAAGAGCGUGCUCGACCUCUACUGCAAGCUGGUCGGCGGGCCGGUGUCAGGAGACCCAGGCCAGACCAUCCAGGGUCAAUACUGUGACAUCUGUCGCCAUGGCGACAGCGACCGCGCCCAUCCCAUCACCAACGCCAUUGAUGGCACCGAGCGAUGGUGGCAGAGCCCGCCGCUGUCGCGCAGCACGGAGUUCAACCAAGUCAACGUCACGCUGGACCUUGGACAGCUCUUCCAUGUGGCCUACAUCCUCAUCAAGUUUGCCAACUCUCCGCGUCCAGACCUGUGGGUUCUGGAAAGGUCCGUGGACUCCGGGCAGACGUACCAGCCAUGGCAGUACUUUGCCUCUUCCAAGCGAGACUGCAUCGAACACUUCGGACAACAAACCAUUGAGAGGAUCUACAACGACAACGACAUCGUUUGCACAAGCGAAUAUUCCCGAAUUGUUCCUUUGGAAAAUGGGGAGAUUGUAGUGUCGCUGGUAAACGGACGUCCUGGAGCGAUGAACUUCUCCUACUCCCCCGUGCUACGUGACUUCACCAAGGCCACCAACAUCCGCCUGCGCUUCCUGCGCACCAACACGCUCCUCGGACACCUGAUGGGGAAAGCCCUGCGAGAUCCCACCGUCACACGCCGGUACUACUACAGCAUCAAGGACAUCAGCAUUGGUGGGCGCUGCAUGUGUAACGGACACGCUGAAGCAUGUAAUGCUCAGGACCUCAACGAUCCGUACAAGCUGCAGUGCGACUGUCAGCACAACACCUGUGGUGCCUCAUGUGACCAGUGUUGCCCUGGAUACCAGCAGUUACCAUGGCAGCCAGCCACCAGUUUCAAUGCCAACGAGUGUGAACCAUGCAACUGUCACCGCCACUCGUUCGACUGCUUCUACGACACUGAUGUGGCACAGCGGCACGGCAGCCUCAAUUUCCGCGGAGAGUCCCGAGGGGGUGGAGUCUGCCUCAACUGUCAGCAUCACACAACCGGCGUUAACUGUGAGCGCUGUGUCCUUGCCUACUACAGAGCUCCAGGCACGCCCCUCGACUCACCGGAAGCCUGCGCACCCUGCGACUGUGAGUCUCCAUUCACGGACGGCACAUGUGAGGAUAUGACAGGACGUUGCUUCUGCAAGGAAAACUACACUGGCGACAACUGCGACCAAUGUGCUGACGGCUUUGUCAACUUCCCAGAGUGUUACCCAGCUUUCCCCAUGUAUCCCAGCAACAACAACGGUGAAGCAAAACCAGCCGGAGAGAUCAUUAACUGUGAGUGCAGCGCGGCCGGCACCAUUGACAACUCGUGCAGACCAGAUCCACAAAGCAGAACAUGCGUGUGCAAGCCUGGCUUCACUGGCGAUCACUGUGACACAUGUGCGGCGGGCUUCCACGGACUCAACUGCCAGGCGUGUCAAUGUUCAGGUCCGGGUUGCCUGGAUGGUUCCUGUGACACGCUAAUGGGUCACGGUGUGUGUCGUAUUGGUUUCCAUGGUUACCAUUGUGACCACUGUGCACCGGGCUACUUCAACUACCCAUUGUGUCAAUUGUGUGGUUGCAGUUCUGUGGGCUCGCUGCCUGAAGUAUGCAACACUUCUGGUCGCUGUCUAUGCAAAGGGGAAUUCCAGGGUCUUCGGUGUGAACGGUGCCGAUCCGGAUUCCACUCUUACCCCAAUUGUCAAGUGUGCACGUGUGACCCUCGUACCUCAUCCGACAACAGCUGCACGGCGUCGGGUCAGUGCCACUGCCGACCUAACUACAGCGGCGCCUCAUGUGACCAGUGUGCGCCCGGUUACUAUGGCUACCCCAGCUGCACACCGUGCCAGUGUUCCACAGAAGGUUCUCGUUACAGCAGCUGUGAUCAAGCGACUGGUCAGUGUGUAUGUCUGCACAAUGUUCAUGGCCUGCGCUGUGAUAGCUGUGCACAGGACACCUAUGGCUUCCCAUACUGUAAAGCUGGCACAUGUCAUCCUGCUGGUUCCGUACAUUACGUCGUUCCUCCUCCUGUGGGCCAUUGCAAAUGUCGUGACGGCGUGGAGGGUGUGGCCUGUGACCUCUGUAAACCUCUGUACUGGAACUUGUCCCCCAACACUCUUGAGGGAUGCACCAAGUGCGAGUGUAGCAGUGCCGGAACGCUGAGCGGUGUCGCCGAGUGCACACAGGAAAGUGGCCAGUGUCACUGCAAGCCAAACACCUGCAGUGGCACCUGCGCCACCUGUAAAGAUGGCUUCUACAACCUGCAGGAGCGCAGCUACUUUGGCUGCCAGGGCUGCCAGUGUGAUAUCGGUGGCUCUGAGGGUCAAGCCUGUGACGAGCGGAGCGGCCGCUGUCGCUGUCGACCCAAUGUGCACGGACCCAAGUGCGAUUUAGCCGCUGUGGAUCAUUAUUUCCCUGACCUUCACAACCUCAAAUUUGAGAUCGAAGAGGGCACCGUGUUGGACGGACGGCCGGUGCGCUUCGGCUACGACCCCAUCGAAUUCCCUGGCUUCAGUUGGAGGGGUUACGCUCAAAUGUCCACCAUCCAGUCCAAGGUGCUGGUGCUGGUGCGGGUGGUCUCUCCAGACCUCUUCCGCAUGGUGCUGCGCUACACCAACACGGGGGGCGUAGACGUCCGGGGUCGGGUGUCGGUGCUGGAGGACGAUGGGAAAAACUUCUGCGCCAACUGUUCCGAGCAGUCCAAAGAGAUUGUCUUCACUCCCGGCACGGGGCCAACCUUCGUCAACAUUCCCCAGGACAACUUUGUGGAACCUUUCGUUCUCAACCCCGGAACUUGGACUGUGCUCAUCGAGGCUGAAGGAAUCCUGCUGGAUUUUUUGGUCCUUCUACCCAGCGCCUACUACGAGGCUCCCGUCCUGCAAAUGCAUGUCACAGAGCCGUGCAUGUUCAACUCUCCACUGGAUGCCAGCCACAACUGUCUACAGUACACAUACUUGUCUCUGGAAGUCUUCCCUUCCCUGUUUGGGAAUGAUGCUAGUUGUCGCCAUGACAACCACCUGCCGCACCCCUGCCCCAUCGAAAGGGUCACCCUUCACCAUCCCGACAUGGCUGUUUGCAGUGGCUAUGACCAGAUCAGUGUGGAGAUGCGAGCAAACGUGAAGACUGAUGUCUAUGUGCUGGUGGUGGAGUACGCCAACGUGGAGGAGUCAGCACAAAUCCUCGCUGUGACCUUUAGUUUGCCAGGAGCCCAAAGGCAACAACACAGUGUUACUCUGAUGCACUGCACCUUCAGCUUCCUGUGUCGAGCGGUUGCUGUCGAUGAACACAAACGAGUGGCACGCUUCUCUCUGCCCGGUGACACGGAACUACAGCUGUCCGCUGAGAAGGCCGGCUUUUUCUUGCACAAAAUCUACCUGGUUCCUCAAGAGCACUUCUCCAUGGAGUAUGUGGAUCCUAAAGUCCUUUGCAUCAGCACUCAUGGACACUUCUCCAAUGACAGCUCUUCCUGCGUCCCCUCGCGCUUCCAGACACCGUCUAACUCACUGGUCCUGAAGGAGAGUCAGAGGUCCAACACGCAGGAUCCCAUCUUGGCUUCGCCUGCUGGCACCCUCCCCCUUCCCAGCCCCCAGAGGCACCGAUCAGCCUGGGCGGCAGCAGACCUACCCCCCCAGGCAGCGGACAAUGGCGACCACAUUAGACUGGACUCGCUGCGGAAUGCAGCAGUGUACGCUACUCACGUCCACGCACCAGGCCGCUAUGUCUUCAUUCUCCACUAUCAUCAACCUCUGCACCCGGCUUACCCCAUCCAGGUCGACAUCAACGGCGGUCACAUCUGGAAAGGCCACGUCAACGCCUCCUUCUGCCCGCACGCGUAUGGCUGUCGGAAUGUCCUGGUGUCGGAAAACCAGAUCAUCCUCGAUGUGAGCGACCGCAAGCUCUUCCUCAGCGUGCAGGUUCCUGCGGGUAAAACACUGUGGCUGGACUACGUGCUGGUGGUGCCUGAGUCCAGCUACAGCUCCAGCUAUCUGAGUGAGGAACCUCUGGACAAAUCCUACGACUUCAUUAGCAACUGCGGCCAAAGCAGCUUCUUCAUCAAUCCGUCCAGCACCUCGUCGUUUUGCCUUCGUGCCGCCAUGUCGCUGUCCGCCUUUCUCAACAACGGCUCGCUGCCGUGCACGUGUCAUGAGGCCGGCGCCGAGAGUAACACCUGUGAGCCGUUCGGCGGUCAGUGCCGCUGCAGGCCCAACGUGAUCGGUCGAGACUGCUCCGUGUGCGCCACGGGGCACUGGGGCUUCCCCGACUGCAGGCCGUGUAACUGCGGCGCCAGGCUGUGUGAGCCCACGUCAGGCGAAUGUAUCUGCCCGCCGCGGACCCUGCCGCCUGAGUGCACCCAGUGCGAGCCGCAGACAUUUGGCUGCCACCCGGUCGUCGGCUGCGAGUUGUGCAACUGCUCCCGGCCCGGAAUCGCGGUGCCCGACGUCAGCUGCGACAUGCUCAGCGGACAGUGCAGAUGCAAGAACAAUGUGGUGGGUCGGCAGUGUGACCGCUGCGCAUCUGGUUUCCACGGUUACCCAAAUUGCCAACCAUGUGACUGCAAUGAGGCAGGGACUGAGGAAGAAGUGUGCAACUCCUUCACAGGACAAUGCCUCUGCAAGGAGAAUGUCCAGGGCUCUCGCUGUGACCAGUGCAGAAUUGGUACAUUCCAUUUGGACCCUACCAACCCCAAGGGUUGCACCAGUUGCUUCUGCUUCGGUGCCACGGACCGCUGCAGGAGUUCAGACAAGAGAUACAGCGAGAUCCUGAACAUGGAAGGCUGGGUGCUACUCAGUGCAGACAAAAAUGAAGUGCCAGUCAACGUGUAUCCGGAUCAGGACCUGGUGGAGGGCGACCUUAGCGACAUUCCUGACGUGUACCAGGACCUUCACUGGUAUGCGCCCAAGACCUACCUGGGAGACAAGGUGUCGUCUUACGGAGGUUACCUGAGAUAUGGUCUUCACACGCAGACCAUGAGAGGAGAUGUUUGGUCUCUACCUGCAGAACCUCCCAAACCUGACAUCAUCCUCAAGGGCAACCAGAUGACGGUGGUGUUCUUGGAGCGCGAAUAUGCUUCUCCUGAGGAGCCACAUUUAGGAAUUGUGCACAUGGUGGAGGGAAGUUUCCGGCACGCUCAGACUGGCAACUCGGUCUCCAGGGAGGAGCUAAUGAUGGUUCUGGUGGCUCUGGAGUCCCUGCAGAUCCGAGCCCUUCAUUCCCACUUGGCCCACUCGGUGUCACUCCGCGGUGCCAUACUGGAGGGUGCCGAGAGCUUGCCCGCCGGUCGCCAUGCCAACAACGUGGAGCUCUGCAUGUGUCCUGCCAACUACUUGGGAAACUCCUGCCAGAAAUGCGCUCCGGGUUUCUACAGGGACACCAUCGGACUCUUCCUUGGAAAAUGUGUGCCCUGCAACUGUCACGGACAUUCUGAUCAAUGUUUCGAUGGCUCAGGAAUCUGCAUGAACUGCCAACACGACACGGCUGGCAACCAUUGUGAGAAGUGUCAGGGUGGUUUCCUUGGCAACAGCAGCGUGGAUGGAAAGACGCUGUCAUGUUCCAGUUGUCCGUGUCCACUCGGAGUGCUGUCCAACAAUUUUGCUGUAGGUUGCGUGCAGAAGAACGAGCGCAUGCAUUGCUUGUGCAUGCCCGGUUAUGCCGGGCCACACUGUGAAAGGUGUGCCCCCGGUCACUACGGUAACCCUACGGUGCUGGGCAGCACGUGUCGGCCGUGCAGUUGCCACGGCAACACGGACCCCAACAUGCUUUUCACCAACUGCCACCCGCUGACGGGUGAGUGUCUGAGCUGCGUGCACAACACAACCGGGCCUCACUGCGAUGAGUGUGCUCCCGGCUACCACGGUGACGCCGUCUCCGCAAAAAACUGCACCCAAUGCAGUUGUUCGCCGUGCGGCACCGAGUCGUGUGACCCUCACACCGGGGAGUGCCGCUGCAAACCGGGAGUGAGCGGACCUCAAUGCCACCGCUGUCAGGACGGCUCGUUCGGUUUCGAGUCAUGCGCGGGGUGUCGUCCAUGCGACUGCGGUGCCUCGGCAGCACUGGUGCGGCCUUGUGACUCUCAGAGCGGUCGGUGCGAGUGCCGGCCCGGCGUGGACGGACCCAACUGUCGCCACUGCGCUCCCGGAUUCUGGCACUAUGGAGCUGACGGAUGCAAGCAGUGCGACUGUAAGGGUGGACACUGCGACCCGCGGACCGGAGAGUGCCGCUGUCGGGACGGCAUGGUGGGAAAACAGUGUGACGCCUGUUCGGAUGAAUACAACAUUCCCGUUGCGCGUGGUCACGACCUGCACUGCGAAGCAUGCGACAGCUGCGUCGUUGUCCUGCUGGAGGAUCUGGACGAGAUCGACUUUGACUCGCUCGCUGCACAUCUGCUCAACCUCAACGCCAGCACCGUGGCCUGGAUGCAGCUGCGCAAGCUCAACGCGUCCAUGAAUGACAUCGCCCACACCUACAAGAAGUACUACAGUUCACUGAAUGGGAGCCGCCAUCGCGUCAACAUACUGGAUGGCGAGAUUGUGAACAUCAGCGCAGACGUGGACAUGCUGCAGGACAAGACCGCAACGACGCCCAAGCAACUGAGCGAGCUGGCAAACGGCACCUCCGACACUCACCGGAGGGCGCAAGACCUGCUGGGCUUCAUCCACGUGGUGGCCAAGGAUUUAAAUGAUGUCAUGCGGAUGGCCAACGGGUCGCUGAACGCCAUAGAAAUAGAUCAGGGCGUAGGCGACCAGGAGAGGAAGACAAGGGAGGUGGAGGCCAUGUUGGGCGAGUUGAGGAGCAGAAGCUGCGCGGGACAGAAGAAAAUAGCUGACCGGGAGAAGACUGAGGCGGAAAAAGCGUUGGAGCGUGUGGAUGAGGACAUGGCGCGUCGUCAGGAGGACAACGAGAAUGCAGUUGAAGCCACCAAAGAAUACCUGUCCCGCUUCCAUGCCGACAUGAUGGAGCUGCGGGACGCUCUGAACAAGGCAAUCAACAAGACGUCCCGAGCUACCGACGUCAACAACAGCAACCAGAAGACACUGGAGGAUAACAAGAGGGGAGUGGAUGAGCUGACAUCCGAACGCAAGGAUGUAGAUGAGCGGCUGCACGUGGCGGAAGACCAUGUGGCUCAAGUCAACGAGCUACAGUCCAUGCUGCAUGACUCCAAAGAGGGUUAUGAGCGUUUGGCGGCGCAGCUGGACGGCGCCAGGACACCAUUGUCCAAGAAGGUGGAGGACUUCACUAGGGCCCACUCCAAGAUACCCCUGGUGGAGGAAGCUGAGCACCAUGCGAAUAUGCUCCAAGCUUUGGCCAUGAACCUGUCCAGGUUUGUGGAGGGGACAAAGACCAAGGGUUUGGUGGACGUUACCGAGGCCAACGGCAAAAUCGUCAGUGGCAUCAAAGCGGCUGAGAAGGCGGCACACGAGGCGGAUAAAGCUGCUAGCAAGGCGCUGGAGGUGAAGAAUGUCGGAGACAAGAACCUCAGCCACAUGGCCGACUCCCUGAGGAACCGCAGUGUGGUGCUGAAGGAGGAAGUGGAAAACAUUCAUGAAAAACUCAACAAUGAGUUAAAACCUCAGCUGGAAGAUGCCCGGAAGCGACUGAAUGAUGCCAAAACCAAACAAAGUCAAGUGGCUACAGACUUCAAGACCGUCCAGAACAACCUGAACUCCUCCUCCAACCAAAGUCAUUACCUCGACGCAGCACAGCAAGCAGUGUAUCAGGCCAAUGUGUCUGCCUCACAAGUCAGUGACAUCCUGCGUCCAAUCAGAGUGCAGCUGCUCCAAUGGCAGCAGACUUAUAAUGACACCACCACCACCACCAAGGACGUCAACAAGGCUCUAAUGGAGGCCAACAAGACGGUGAGCACGCUGGGCGACACGAUCCCGCUCCUCCUGAACAAGCUGGACAAGCUGCACAACCACUCGGCACAGAUGCCGAACAUCUCGGAGAACAUCAGCCGCAUCCGACAGCUCAUCCGCCAGGCGCGGAAUGCCGCUAGCAAGGUAAACGUUCCUGUCAAGUUCAGCGGCGCAUCCGGCAUUCAGGUGCGCACCCCGCCCAACUUGGCUGACCUCGCGUCCUACACCUCCCUCAAGUUCUACAUCACGUUGCCCGAGGCGGCGCGGUCCCGCCGGCAAGACGACAGCGCCAAGCAGUUUGUCUUCUACCUCGGCAACAAGGACUCCACUAAGGACUUCCUGGGAAUGGCGCUGGAUGGGAGGAGGCUGCGCUGGUACUUCAACAUCGGAGGAGAAACGGCAGAGGUGUUCAUGUCUGAGGAUGUUCAGUCCAACGGGAACUUCAACAGUGUUGUCCUGGAGAGGAUCCUGCAGUACGGUCAGAUGUCCAUGUCCUCGGAGGCCUCUGAAGGCGACCAUCGGGUCACUAAAGCCUAUGUGGAGGCGGGAGGAGAUCAGGGGCUACUCAACCUUUUGACCCAUGACACGGUCUUCUUUGUGGGGGGCUACCCCAGCACGUUUAAACCCCCUCCCCCGCUGGCCCUGCCGAGCUUCAGGGGCUGCAUGGAGCUGGACACCCUGAACGAGGAAGUGCUCAGCUUGUACAACUUCGAGAACAUCUUCCAUCUGAACACCACGCUGGAGAAGCCGUGCGGCAGGUCCAAGCCGGCGCUGACGCAGGCCUGGGUGAACGACGCCGCAUACUUUGACGGCACGGGCUUCGCCGAGAUCUCCUUCAACGAUGAGUCGGCGCGCAUGCAACGCUUUGAACAGGAAGUCAAGCUGAUUUCACACAAAGGGAUUUUGCUGCUGCUUCACAACAAAGACGAGUUCCUGUGUCUGGCCGUAGUCCGAGGCCACCUGAAGGUUUUCAUCCAGUUCGGCGGUGAGAUGGAGGAGUUUCAGCCCAAAGAUCCCACCUCCCCGCUCCUCAGGGUCAGCGAUGCCCAUCCCAAAGUGUUGGAGAUCAUCAUCCUGCGAUCUCCUCCGUAUCGAGUGGUGGUGAGGAGCAACCGCAUCGCGCUCUUCACCCACCUUUUCUCUGAGAACAUCCCAGCCUUUGGACGCAAAUACUUUCUGGGAGGAGUCCCCGAACACAACAUGCCCGACAGAUUGCGGCCCGUGUUUCCCCAGCAGGGAUCUCUGAAGGGAUGUUUCCGGAACGUCAAGGCACAGAACUCCCACAUCGACCUGAAGAGGAUGAAGAGCUCCGGAGUCAGUUUUGGUUGUGACAGCGACCUGCUGGUGGCUCGUGAGGCUCACUUCUCGGGUCAGAGCUACCUGGACUUGGCGCUGAGCAACGUUCCUGGACUCAGGAGCGGCUUCUAUGUCAGCUUCAGCUUCAGGACCGAGCACAAGGAUGGACUCGUGUUCUUCCACCACGACAAGGACGGCGUUUGUCAGGUGUUCCUGCAUGAGGGUCAUGUGGUGGUGAGAGCAGGUAACACUCAGGUGAAGACACUGAAGACAUACAACGACAACAACAGUCACUACGUGGGCAUCUACAAUAACGUCAACGGGUUGCGUAUGUACAUGGACGACGUGCUAGAGAAGUCCAAGGAGGAUGUCUGGCUGGACAGCAGGGGGCGCGGCUUUGCGGCCAGCACGGAGGGGCGCACCUUUUUGGGGGGAAUGCCCGAUCGGAGCCUGAGCAACCUCACGGGAUGCGUCAGCAAUGUCUUCAUCAGGAGGGCAAGCGGUCCCCAGAUGGUGGUGAACCUGCUCAAGGUCCGAGACAACGUCAAUGUUCCCCUCGACUGUCCUGCUGCCACAAGGCCUCAGCAGAUUGUCGCCGUGCCACCCAAACACACCAACAAGCCCAAGGAGAAGCACAAGAAGCUGUUCGGGUCACGCAGUCGCAACACCAGGGAGUCGUGCCAGGGGGCGCUGUUGGAGCAGGAAGUGGGAGCGGCGCAAUUCAGCGGCUCCACACGAAGCUACCAACGCUACGACUCACUUCCUGCUUUGCUGAGCUCCAAGGCUCACAUCUCGCUCGCCGUGAGGAUCAAUUCGUCAGAAGGUUUGAUCCUCUCCAUGUCGGGCGGCGCCCUGACGCUGAGCGUGUCGGAGGGUCAUCUGCUGCUGUCGACGGGCGCGAAGAGGAAGGUCAGGCUGCGCAGCCGCGCCAAGACGGAUGACGAGCAUUGGCACACGGUGUUCAUUAAGCGCGAUACGGACAAGGUCGGUAUGGUCGUGGAUGGCAUCGGCGCUCAGUCGAGGAGGAUCUCUGCCGGAGACGGCGCGCGCGUCGGCGCGCCGUUGUACGUGGGAGGACUGCCGCCGCAAUCUCCCACGUCCGGUUUCGUCGGCUGCGUCCGUGAUCUGACGCUGAACGGGAUCCCCGCAGGAAUUCCCGCCCGCAGCCAGGGCGUGGUCCCCUGCUUCCAGAAGCCUCUGCUGCCCGGGGCCUUCUUCACAGGCGAGGGAGGACACGUGGUUUUAGAUGAGCCGCUGGUCCUGGGCGGCGACCUGGAGAUUCGACUGGAAGUGCGUCUGGUGUCCGACUCUGGGCUACUGCUGCAUGCUGGGACAAAUUCUAGCCAGCGUCUGAUCUUGACGCUGCGCAGAGGAGAGGUGAUGCUGUCCAUUAGCAGUGGCAAAGACGAUGCCUCCUUGUCGUUGCUACCGGAGGAGGCACUCUGCAAUGGACGCUGGCACACCAUCGCAGUGGUGAAGAAGAAGAACGUCCUGCAACUCCAUGUGGACGCGGACAGUGAGCGCGGCACCGGACCGAAACAUGGCCACUCGACAAGGACCAGAGAGGCGGUUUACCUGGGAGGAGCUCCGGAUGGAGAUACCGUGUCGCCAGGCCUGCCCACCUUUAAUGGCUGCAUACGUCAUGUGAACGUCAACGGUCGCCCCGCCCCCUUUACCAAAGUUCGUGGCGCCGUGGGGACACACGGCUGCCCUGUUGCUUAGCGCCAACACACAAGUGUACAUGCGGUCUUCACAUUCCAUGGGUGCAAAUGAAUGGUGGCGGGAAUUAAUUUAUAUCUAUUUCAAUAUUUAUUGUCAAUUUUUGAUAUAUUUGAUAUCUACAGGAUGCUCCAGUGUGUGCUCACAUACGUGAUGUGAAAAUGUGCCCCACGCUGAACUUCAUGUAUUCACAUUUGUUUGUUCCACAAUGCUAACCACAUUAAUUCUUUCAUGUACUUUGACAUUAAACUUGUAAACACGA
Molecule: messenger RNA, 11436 nt
Organism: Phyllopteryx taeniolatus (common seadragon)
Lineage: Eukaryota; Metazoa; Chordata; Actinopteri; Syngnathiformes; Syngnathidae
Gene: lama5
Product: laminin, alpha 5
Exons: 78
Coding region: 156-11177 (3673 amino acids)
Biological process (GO): regulation of cell adhesion; axon guidance; cell adhesion
Cellular component (GO): basement membrane
Molecular function (GO): signaling receptor binding; extracellular matrix structural constituent
Source: RefSeq, a predicted model, not a curated record